This is a messenger RNA of Doryrhamphus excisus (bluestripe pipefish), 2466 nucleotides long. Lineage: Eukaryota; Metazoa; Chordata; Actinopteri; Syngnathiformes; Syngnathidae. The record is from RefSeq and is a predicted model, not a curated record.
AUGAAUGCAACCGUAGAAGAAGAAUUGUCUCCGAGCUACGCCUCCGACUCGUUGUUGAUAAACCGAGUUUGUGUAAUUAUUGAGCCUUUGAGUUCGUUGUUUUUCGGUUGAGGUGCUCCGGUAAAAUGUCUUCUUGGUCAAAAUCAAGCAAAGCUGCUCGGCGGCCGCCGGUCAACCCCAACGGAAGCGCACAGCCGCUGCGAUUGUUCCGGAGAGGUGCGCCGUAUCCCAGCAGGGAGGAGAGAACGGAGGAUCUCAAGGAUGCCCUGGACAGUUACAAAGAAUUGGAGCAAAAGCAAAACUUCAGCGGGGGAGUGAAGUUUGAGGCCUCAAAGCAUCAAGCCAAUGCCACUCAAGCCAAGCCUGACACAGCUGUAGCCGACAGACGGAAAACCUUGUAUCAGAAGUUCUACAGACAAGUGCAAGAGGAUCGAAAGCCGCCUGAUUGCGUGGUCAUCUCUGUUACCAACCAAUGCCUGAAUUACCCCAAAUCGCUAAGCCAGUGCUUGCAGGAGCGUGGCCUAUCAGUGGAAAUGCUCUACCUUCAGGCGGAGUCGGGCCUGACCCAAGCCCUACAGGAUGUCCAAAGUGUUGGCUCCCCGUUAUGUAUUCUGGUGGAGCAGACAAACGUAGCUCUGUCCUCCUGCACUGUUAUCAUUUUCUCAGAGUCCCUCAAGAUCCACCGCAACAUGCCCAAAGACCAGGCCUUGGACUUUGUUGUGGCAGAGCACAGGCGUGGACUUGCUAUAGAAAGCCCAGAAAGGGAUCCCGCAGAUGUCGCCGCGCAGGCGUCGCAGCUGCUGGGAGAUUUUCUGGACCGGGAAAAGAUUGAGCGGCACGUUGUCCCGUCUGAAGUCCGUCAGUUCCUCCAGCUUUUAACCGAUGGCGUGCAUCUUUACCCCGAGGAGCUGGACGCCAUCUCGCAGUAUGUCCAGGCCCGUCAGGAACACGUAGAAGCAUCCGACAACAGCAAAGAAGAGAAGGACAAAGUGUUACCUUCAGUACUUGGCAAGCCGCCUCCUCUGCUCCCGACACCACCUGGACCACCACAGAUUCAGUCUCCGUGUGAAGCAGGGCGGCCGCCCCAACCGAUGCCGCUCUUACCUUCACCAGGUUCCUACCCCAAAACCAAGCCUCCCCCGCUGCUGUCCUUGCCUCCAUCUUUGCACAACCCCUACGGCGGCCCCGGUUUGCAUCGUGGCCCCCUUAUACCUUACCCUCCGCAACGUCACCCGAGCCACAGAGUCUCCUACGGGAAUAGAGGAGCUCCGCCCUCCCUCAAAAGUUCUCGCCCUCCACUUUUAUCCACUCCAGUUGCUCCUCGUCUGAGUGGCCCCCGACACUAAAGGACAAGACAGCAGUAUUUCCAGUGUUCUACUUGUUACUCCACAGGGUUCAUAUGCAUGGAAGGUGACCUUUUUUAUUGUUCUUAGGAAAAUACAUACAUGACUGAAAGGUUUCACUGUACAGUGAGACCCUAUUAUUCAUUCAUUCUAGUCCCACUGGCACCAAUAUGUUCCAUCUCUAACCCCACGUUGUGGCUAAAAUAUUUUUAUAUAUUUUAUUUUAUAUAUAUUUUUUGCAUGUUUGUCACACGUCAAUGUUUCACAUCAUCAAACACAUUUAAAUGUGACUCAAUGAGAACACAACUGAACACAAACGGAAACUUUUUAUUAUUGGAAAAAUGAAUCCAAAGCUAUAAAACAGCCCCAGACCAUCACACUACCACCAUCUUAUUUAACUUUUGAUAUGAUGUUUGUUGUCUGAAAUGCAGCGUUAUUUUUACGCCAGAUGUAAUGGGACGGGCCUUCCAAAAUGUUUCACCGCUGUUCUGUUUUGCCUUUUGUGUGUAAUGACUCUCAUUGUGGUUGGCUGGAGUCCCAAAGCUUUAGAAAUAACUUUUUCCAGACGGAUGGAUCUCAGUUAAUCUCAGAAAUCAGGAAGGGGGCAAACUUCUUUUUCCACACCAUUGUAUUUUUUUUUUUGCAACAUGUAAAAAAACUAAUUAAAAAAAAAUCCAUUAUUGCAGUUUGUCUUAUUACAUGACGUUUAAUAUUUCACAAAAAAAAAAAAUAUUGGUCCUUUUGUCACACUUUGUUCAGUAUUCCAUUGUUUUGUAUAAUUUAAAUAGCUUCAUGUACAUGGAUGUAUUUAUUUGUCAUCACUGGGACCAUUUAGUUUUUUCAUAUCAGAUUUAGGUGGAAAGUUUAGCCAGAAAGUGUAAAUGAAUAAAUAUCUCAUACAGUGAUGUUCUUUGCAGUAUGUCCGAUUUUUUUUUUUUUUUACACGAAGCAUAUGCAGUAUCUUUGCAGUACGUUGUCCACUCUUUCAGUAAAUACAUGCAGUAUCUUUGCAGUACAUCAUCCACUCUUUCAGUAAACAUGCAGUAUCUUUGCAGUAUGUCGUCCAAUCUUUAAGUAAGAAUAUGCAGUAUGUUUUCUCUGUUUUGCACAUAAAAUACGAUGU